AUGGCCUCGUUCGCGGACGCGCCCGCGGGUGACAUCGCCAAGGGGGCGAAGAUUUUUAAGACGAAGUGCGCGCAGUGUCACGUCGCGGAGAAGGGUGGUGGACACAAGCAGGGCCCGAACCUCGGCGGGUUGUUCGGACGCGUCUCCGGCACGACGGAGGGUUUCUCGUACUCCGCGGCGAAUAAGAACAAGGGCGUGACGUGGAACGAAGAGACCCUGUACGACUAUUUGUUGAACCCGAAGAAGUACAUUCCGGGCACGAAGAUGGUCUUCGCCGGUCUCAAGAAGGAACAAGAUCGGGCUGAUUUGAUCGCGUACCUCAAGGAUGCGACCAAGUAA
Molecule: messenger RNA, 339 nt
Organism: Ostreococcus tauri
Lineage: Eukaryota; Viridiplantae; Chlorophyta; Mamiellophyceae; Mamiellales; Bathycoccaceae
Product: Cytochrome c, class IA/ IB
Exons: 3
Coding region: 1-339 (112 amino acids)
Biological process (GO): mitochondrial electron transport, cytochrome c to oxygen; mitochondrial electron transport, ubiquinol to cytochrome c
Cellular component (GO): mitochondrial intermembrane space
Molecular function (GO): heme binding; electron transfer activity
Source: RefSeq, a predicted model, not a curated record